CUGGCCCUGCGUGUCCUCCAAUGGCUCGUGCCGUGGACUGCUGGGUUCCCCCCCAUGCUCAGCAUGCCCUUUUCUGGACCUUUCCAGGUAUCACUCUGGAGCUCGAGGCCAUCCUGUAGGGUAAGGUGAUCCUGCCAAGGUGCUGCCUGUGCCAGGCUGCUCUCCCAGCUAGCGCACGUCUCUCGUCCCUGGUAGGAAAUGGAGUCCAAGGUCUCCGAAGGCGGUCUCAACGUCACCCUCACCAUCCGGCUGCUGAUGCACGGCAAGGAAGUGGGAAGCAUCAUCGGGAAGAAAGGAGAGACCGUGAAGAAGAUGCGUGAGGAGAGUGGGGCAAGGAUCAACAUCUCAGAGGGGAACUGCCCUGAGCGGAUUGUGACCAUCACUGGCCCCACUGAUGCCAUCUUCAAGGCUUUUGCCAUGAUUGCCUACAAAUUUGAGGAGGACAUAACCAACUCCAUGAGCAACAGCACCGCUACCAGCAAACCUCCAGUGACACUGCGGCUGGUGGUGCCAGCGAGUCAGUGUGGCUCUCUCAUUGGCAAGGGGGGCUCCAAGAUCAAGGAAAUCCGAGAGUCCACAGGUGCUCAGGUCCAAGUGGCGGGGGACAUGCUGCCCAACUCCACGGAGCGGGCGGUGACAAUCUCAGGGACACCCGAUGCAAUUAUACAGUGUGUCAAACAGAUCUGUGUGGUGAUGCUGGAGGUACAGUCUGUAACAAAGAGGUCCCCACCAAAAGGUGCCACCAUUCCCUACCGCCCAAAGCCCGCCUCCACCCCUGUCAUUUUUGCAGGUGGUCAGGCCUAUACAAUUCAGGGACAAUACGCUAUUCCACACCCAGAUCAGUUGACCAAGCUCCACCAGUUGGCUAUGCAGCAAACCCCCUUUACUCCCCUUGGACAGACCACCCCCGCUUUCCCUGGAGAAAAGCUGCCCUUACAUUCCUCCGAAGAAGCUCAAAAUCUGAUGGGCCAGUCAUCAGGUUUGGAUGCCAGUCCCCCGGCCAGUACUCAUGAACUCACCAUUCCCAAUGAUCUAAUAGGCUGCAUAAUCGGACGCCAAGGGACCAAAAUCAAUGAAAUUCGGCAGAUGUCGGGAGCGCAGAUCAAAAUCGCAAAUGCCACAGAAGGGUCAUCGGAGCGCCAAAUUACCAUCACAGGAACCCCUGCAAACAUCAGCCUUGCACAGUACCUCAUCAACGCCAGGCUGACGUCUGAGGUCACUGGAAUGGGCGCACUCUAAUUUCCACCCACCAUCCUCCACUCCGCACCACCCGACCCUCUCCAGCCACCGGCACUCCACCCAGCCUGUACUGCCUGUACAUUUACCGUCUUCCCUUUGCCUCCACAGAUACUCUUUUCUUUACUAACGUAUAUAUAUAUAUAUAUAUAUAUAUAUAAAAAAACACACGGGUGCAUAUGCACACACUGAAACGUUUCUUUACAAGCUCUUUUAUCUGUGCUCCCGAAGCUGCUCUGAAACUCUUUGGUUAUGGUCCUUGUUUUCAGCGUUAGGGUGUUAAUUCUUCAUCUGCUUCAUCUGCUUUUUGGGGACAAGGGGGGGGGGGGGGGGGGAGCAUUGUUUUUUUCUCUCACUGGCAAGACUUCAGGAGCUGGCAGGGUCUCUAGUGCCAGUCUAGAAUAGCUACCUAUACGUUGGAGCUGACGUUGGCGGUACUUUCUGUAGCAUAUGGACAUAAUGAUGGCACCCAGAGCUGUGCAUGUUUCAGACAACUUAAUUUUUCUCACCCUCCUUCCUUUGGUGCUCCCCCUUGCUUGUCCUGGCUCACCUUUGCUGCCUCACGCCCCCGCCCUUAGGGUAAGGGCAUAUUUUCACCCUGUGUUAUUUGGGAAGCAGAAGCCAAGUAUGGGUUCAGCCUGCAGGCUUCUCUCUUGAAACAUGGCAUGGUCCAAUCAAGCCCAUUUUCCUACUAAAGUAAGGGAAUCACACACACACAGAUACACACAAAUGCUCUGGGUUUUUUUAACUAACAAGCACCUAGAAGUGUGAAGAACUCAGCUGUAUGGGAUUCAUACCCCCAGGGGCCUUUGAAAGCACUCUUUUGGCAAUACCCCACAAGCAAAACCUCAGGAAGCUCUGUGAGCCAGCUGUGUUUGUCAUUGUUUGUGUUCAAUAAAUGUCUGUUCAGCUCUGGUA
Molecule: messenger RNA, 2154 nt
Organism: Haemorhous mexicanus (house finch)
Lineage: Eukaryota; Metazoa; Chordata; Aves; Passeriformes; Fringillidae
Gene: PCBP3
Product: poly(rC) binding protein 3
Exons: 15
Coding region: 199-1239 (346 amino acids)
Biological process (GO): regulation of gene expression; regulation of RNA metabolic process
Cellular component (GO): cytoplasm; nucleus
Molecular function (GO): mRNA binding
Source: RefSeq, a predicted model, not a curated record